Diorhabda sublineata is the source of this 1807-nucleotide messenger RNA. RefSeq lists its product as uncharacterized. The coding region runs from base 88 to 1791 and encodes 567 amino acids. The transcript is spliced from 6 exons. The record is from RefSeq and is a predicted model, not a curated record. Lineage: Eukaryota; Metazoa; Arthropoda; Insecta; Coleoptera; Chrysomelidae.
UGGAACGAAUCUUCCAACUUGUUAUUCCUAAUUCAAGGCUUUGUAUACAAGGAAGAUUUCAAUUUAAUAUCCCAGACCAUCAGGGAUAUGUUGACGUUGAGGGCUCGAAAUACGUUGAUCAAGGACGCAUUGAGAGAAAUUUUAAAUUCGACUAAAUACGAAUCGAGAGAUGUGGUAAAAUACACGUACACCGAAAAAAAUUAUUUCGAAGCAGCGAAUCAGGAAUAUUGGGGGACGGUGAAACGACCGAAAUAUGUUUACGAUAAAAAAGUCGUGAGGCAGUUACAAAAUUUUUAUAAGCAAAUCAGAUGCCCCGAGGAUGAAGUGUUUUGGAAUUAUUCGGUGGAACAUUUACGGAGGAUCGCGAGGAAAAGGGACGUUAUGGAUUUUAUAGAAAAACUUUAUAAAAAAUGCGAAAAAGGACAAAGACGAGCGAGAUAUCUGCACGACAUGUAUUCGGCGUCCAAUGUAGGCGUUGAAGACAUUCAAAAAAAUGAACAACUAGAAUCGUCAAGUUCUCCGUAUUCAUCUAUAGGUAACCAAAUGUUGAUCAACAAAAGCCAAUCGCAAGUGGUUCCCAAACUAGAAACUAACUACGAAACUUUAAACAAACUAUUAGAGAAAUUAGAGCGAUCGGUUAUGAUAAAAAACACCGAUAGGGAAAAAUUCGCUACAGCUUAUUUCAUCCUCAGAUAUUAUUUUCUAAAAAUUGCCGACGAGUUGUCAGGCGAUUCGGCAUCGUUUUUAUCAUUAUUGAAUUUGAAAGCCCCGACGAAAAUUGAGGAAACGCCGGAGAGGAUGCUGUUCGAAAAAUUCGACCCCAUUUGGGUGGAAAGAAAAAGAAGAUUGCCGCCGAUCGACGUUGGGGGGCUCCCACUUAGCAAACCUAAGCCUAAAGUCUUAGAAGGCGUCCCAUUGGACAAACCUCAGCUGGUGUACGACAGGUACUUCAAAAAAUCAGCGCCCGCCAAAGGUAAAAAGGAAAAAACGGAAAAAGAAAAUAUUCAGAAGGACAAAAAGAAGAAGAACAAGGAUGCUGUUACGAAAUCUCUGGUCAACGUCGUUAACGGAAAUUUUGACCCUUUUGCCGAUUUUGUUGUACCAGUAAAUUCCCAAACGAUGGAGAAGGAUAAAUCGAGCGUUUCGCAAGCAACAGUGUCUUCUGGUUCAAUCAAAAUACCCCAGUCGACGACUUUAAGUUACUACGACAAAUAUUUGAUCGUUUAUACUAACCUUGCAGCAGCUGUUGAUUCAAUGGUAUCAGCUUUAGAAACGAUGAAAGACAAUACCAUAGAUACGCAAAUUCUAAGCGAAUUAACAAAUUGCAACAUUGUAAAUUUGAUCACAGAUUAUAAUCGAUGUUCUGUAUCUACCGAAAAAAGCGAGGAAGACAAAGACACCAACCUACGAGAACCAGAUGAAUAUUUCGAAUAUUUAAUGAAAACACAUCUCACCGAUAAUAUAAAUAUCCAAGACUAUUUCAUUAAUGGAGAAACUCUCCCAAUUGUGGCAGAUAUAACCGAAGAAACGGACACUAUUAUAAAACCAAUAGAAUCGUUUCAUUUAUUCCAACUGACUGAUGGACAAUCAGACACUUCUGCAGACGUCAAAUCAGGAGAAAUGCAAACUAGUAUCAAUUACGAUGACGAUUUCAAACCGUUUUCUAAUAUACUAAUAGAAGAUGAAUUGCUAUCAGAACGUGUACAAUCAGAACAGGAAGCUAACCAAUCAGAGCACGAAGAAGAAGAAGUGUCCAGUGAAAUAUUUUAUUAUAUUGAAAAUGGGUUAUAAUUUUAUUCAAUAAAUA